This is a messenger RNA of Ogataea angusta, 1050 nucleotides long. RefSeq lists its product as uncharacterized. NCBI's taxonomy places the organism in Eukaryota, Fungi, Ascomycota, Pichiomycetes, Pichiales, Pichiaceae. The record is from RefSeq and is a predicted model, not a curated record. The transcript has a single exon. Gene Ontology annotation, molecular function: zinc ion binding; oxidoreductase activity. The coding region runs from base 1 to 1050 and encodes 349 amino acids.
AUGACUUCCAUUCCAAAGACUCAAAAGGCCGUUGUUUUCGAGACCAACGGUGGUCCUCUUCUCUACAAGGACAUUCCUGUUCCACAACCAAAGCCAAAUGAAAUCCUGGUUAACGUUAAGUACUCCGGUGUUUGCCACACCGAUCUCCACGCUUGGAAAGGUGACUGGCCAUUGGACACCAAGCUUCCACUGGUCGGUGGUCACGAGGGUGCUGGUGUUGUUGUUGCCAAGGGUAGCAACGUUACCAACUUUGAGAUCGGCGACUACGCUGGUAUUAAGUGGUUGAACGGUUCUUGUUUGGGCUGUGAGUUCUGUCAACAAGGUGCAGAGCCAAACUGUCCUGAUGCCGACCUUUCCGGUUACACUCACGACGGUUCUUUCCAACAAUACGCCACUGCUGACGCUGUCCAGGCUGCCAAGAUUCCUAAGGGAACCGACCUGGCUGAAGUUGCUCCAAUUCUCUGUGCCGGUGUCACUGUGUACAAGGCAUUGAAGACCGCCGAGUUGAGCCCAGGCCAAUGGGUUGCUAUCUCUGGUGCCGGUGGAGGACUGGGAUCUCUUGCCGUUCAAUACGCUGUCGCCAUGGGCCUGAGAGUCCUUGGUAUCGAUGGUGGUGACGAAAAGGCUAAGCUCUUCAAGAGCUUGGGCGGAGAGGUCUUCAUCGACUUCACCAAGGAAAAGGACAUUGUUGCCGCCGUCCAGAAGGCCACCAACGGCGGUCCUCACGGUGUGAUCAACGUUUCCGUGUCUCCAGCUGCCAUCUCUCAAUCUUGUCAGUACGUGAGAACUCUCGGUAAGGUUGUUCUUGUUGGAUUGCCAGCCGGUGCUGUUUGCGAGUCUCCUGUGUUCGAGCACGUUGUCAAGUCCAUCCAGAUCAGAGGUUCCUACGUUGGUAACAGACAGGACACUGCCGAGUCGAUUGACUUCUUCGUCAGAGGCAAGGUUAAGGCUCCAAUCAAGAUUGUUGGCCUUUCUGAGCUGCCAAAGGUGUUCGAGCUGAUGGAGCAAGGAAAGAUUGCUGGAAGAUACGUUCUUGACACCUCCAAAUAG